GUUGGGGGCGCUGAUGAAGCAGGCUGAGCAGAGGAAGCAGAGGAGGCUGGAGCAGCAUCAAGGGUGCAGGAGCGCCAUUUCACUUUUCAUUCAUUGGUGACGAGGCCUGCAUCGUUUUUUAGGGCACCCAGAACUUCAUCAUGGUGAAAAUUUUUAUUGGCAACCUUGCUUGCAAUGCCACAGCUGAGGAGCUGCGUGAACUGUUUGAGAAGUACGGCAAAGUCUCAGAAUGUGACAUUGUCAAAAACUAUGGUUUCGUGCACAUGAACAACAUGUCCGAGGCAGAGGAGGCCAUACAAAACCUCCACCAGCACGAGCUGCACGGCUGGCGCAUGAAUGUGGAGAUGAGCAAAGGGAGGCCCAAGUCCACCACCAAGCUGCAUGUCAGCAACCUUGGCGAAGGGGUCACCAGCGAAGUUCUGAAGGCCAAGUUUGAAGACUUUGGCUCCGUGGUUGAGUGUGACAUAGUGAAGGACUACGCCUUUGUUCACAUGGAGCGAAUGGAGGACGCCAUGGAUGCCAUCGAAAAGCUGGACAACACAGCCUUCAAAGGCAAGCUGAUGAGCGUACAGCUGUCCACCAGUCGGCUUCGCACUGCCCCGGGAAUGGGAGAUCAUACCGGCUGCUAUGUCUGCGGGAAACAUGGUCACUGGUCGAAAGACUGCCCAGUCAGUCGGAACGGUAGCCACGGUGACGCCGCAAGAGGUCGCAGCGGGCGGGCCCCCCCACACGGCCCCCCAAGUUAUGGCAGGGGCAGCUACGGGAUGGCCGCACCUCCAGCAGCUGAUUUCAUGGGUGGCUCUGCGUAUAGUCGGGCUAGUUACGUAGGUGGCUUUCCGCCGCCUCCCCCUCGCAGGCUCAGCUCUGAGCUGGGGGAUAGGUACGCCAGCAGAGCAGGCCCCUACGCUGAGAGAUCAUCAGCUUAUGAUCGUGACCGUCUCUAUAGCAGUGUUGACUAUUAUGAGAAGUACAGAGCUCGCCCUUAUGGCUCAAGCUAUUUCGAGGAUCGUCGCAUGCCCUAUCUCCCCCCCCCCCCCACCCCCCCCUUCCUCCCUCUCAAAGCUCUCCUCCGGUAUAGAUCCAUACGACCGCCGGCCAAUGCCUCCACCUUCUUCAGCCGCAGCAGCUGCAUCAUACUAUGCACGAGACCGAAGCCCAAUCAGAAGAGUACCAGCAGUCUCCCCAGCAGGCUACACCUUUGAGCGAACACGGCUGUCGCCGGAGUCAGGCACCAGGAGCUCCUAUGGUGUGACACGACCCAAGGAUAACUACACGCCACGCUAUACGCCUUACUAAAGCCAUGAUGCCAAGGUCUGUUUGUGAACUGCAGGACUUCCCCUUUGCUGACACUUCUUCAAGCUACAUGAUUCCAGCUGUCUGCAAGAUGAAAGUGUAUGACACGUCAAAACAAUUAGGAAUUGUGUUGGCAUCUUCCAGGCACCUGCGAUCCCAGCUGCCUGCAGAAGAAUCAUCCUUUCAGUCACAUCCAUAUAACCAUAAGGAUGAUUUAGAAAGCUGCACUGUUUGACACAUAAAACAGUAAUUUGCUCACUCGCUCUGCAGCUUCUCAGUUCGGUUUUUAUCCAUGUCUUUUUUUCAUAUUGUGUUUCUUCCUCACAAGAAGCAAAUUGUUAAAUUCUGCAAAUGUUAAUUGUUUGGCUUCUGUUUCUUAUUUAGAAAAAGAGUUUUCGUUUUAUCAUUGUAUGAACAUUUAUCUUCCUUUUUGAAUGGGAUGAGGGUUAACGCGUGCUCUAUCAGUUGAUUGUAGUGCAGAAGAAGAGAGACACGUCUUGACAUGAUCUGGGGUCAGUUUUAUGGAUGUGGAUAAAGAAUGAAUUUGACAAUAUGCUGUGGAGGUCCAUGACUCAUCAGGUGUGUUUUAUUGCAACUAAAAUUAAAUCCUGCUGGAGGUCAGCACACACAGUAAGCUGUCUUAUGUUGGGUGGGAAAAGACUUUUUUUCCCUCUCUGCAGCACAGGGAACGAACUCAGUGAUACACACUGAACAAGACAUGAAUCCAUAUCCAUGCAACUGACUGUUCAGUUAGGAUACAGAAUCACCUUUGAGUUCAAUUCAAAGGUAAGAAGAAGAAUCUUAAACAUUCCAGCCUCAUUUUUCUGUAAUUUGAUUGUCUACAAAAAUGAUUGAUCAGUUUUCUAAUGCACAACGAGGUGUCUGCUGAAGUCAGAAUUCCUGAAAUAAAAGUGUCAUCGUGUGACACUGAAACAAGAAUGUUGGCUGACAUGCACUGUGCAACUAAGGAACGUCUGGACUGUGUUUUCUUCUCCUUGCUGAUGUUUCAGGCUCUGCCCACAGUGGACAACAGAAAAUAACCCAUCAUGUCUUGAAAUGUAGUCCGGAAUGGAUGUUCAUACUCUCUGUGUAAUGCAGCAUAAGCAGAUAAAGAAAUGUGAGGCGGGACUCAGGGCUCGUGCUGUAUCUGUGCUGAGGCACUGGUGUUUUGUUGAAGGUGCCUCUGUUUUGCAUAUAGGUGGAGUUGAAGUUUGUAUUUUUCGUACUAGCUGUAAAGGUACCAGCAUACGUUAAAAAUCUCAAAUUAAUCUGAUUUUUAAUAAAACCAAAAUGACUUUGGUCACACCUGA
Messenger RNA from Larimichthys crocea (large yellow croaker), 2603 nucleotides. Its product is annotated as RNA-binding protein 4.1. The transcript is spliced from 4 exons. NCBI's taxonomy places the organism in Eukaryota, Metazoa, Chordata, Actinopteri, Sciaenidae. Gene Ontology annotation, molecular function: mRNA binding; zinc ion binding. The record is from RefSeq and is a predicted model, not a curated record. The coding region runs from base 141 to 1202 and encodes 353 amino acids. Gene Ontology annotation, cellular component: nucleus.